Nelumbo nucifera (sacred lotus) is the source of this 1076-nucleotide messenger RNA. NCBI's taxonomy places the organism in Eukaryota, Viridiplantae, Streptophyta, Magnoliopsida, Proteales, Nelumbonaceae. The record is from RefSeq and is a predicted model, not a curated record.
CUAGAAAGUAGUAGUAGCUAGGUCUCUUCACCAUGAUCAAGUCUGCUUUGCUUUCCCUCUCCCUCUGCUUUCUUGUCUUGUGUCAUGGCUGUAUAGCCUAUAUGCACCAUCAGCAGCAAUCGUGGCAAGGGCAGCAACAUCAACAGCAACGCCGGUUCCGAGGGCAAAGAGAGUGUCAACUUCAGGACUUCUCGGCUCUCGAACCCAAUACACGCAUUGAGUCGGAAGGCGGGACUACCGAGUACUGGGAAGAGAACAACCAACAGUUGAAAUGCGCUGGCGUUGCCGUGAUUCGUCAUGUCAUCGAACCCAAAGGCCUCCUCUUGCCUUCCUACACCAAUGCUCCUAAGCUCACCUACAUCGUCCAAGGUAGAGGUUUUACCGGAGUUGUCUUCCCCGGUUGCCCUGAAACAUACCAAUCAUUCCAACAAUCCCAACAAUCAGAAGGAAAUGGAAAAAGUCGGAGGUAUGAAGAUUUUCAUCAGAAGAUCCGAAACUUCCACCAGGGUGAUGUCAUAGCCUAUCCGGCUGGAGUAGCCCAUUGGUGUUACAACGAUGGUGAUACACCGGUCAUUGCUGUAACUGUCAUCGACACUAGCAACAAUGCCAACCAGCUCGAUCAGAAUCUCAGAGUAAGGAACCAAUUAAUUAGAUCUUACAUACAUGAAUUCAACUCAAACCGAUUGUUGUCUAUUCCAUGUCCAUUAACACGACUGAGCAAUUACUGUUCUUCUUUCUUAGGAAAUGCUCGUUCUCAAAUCGUUGGAGAGAACGGUAGCCUGGUGUUCGAUGGCGAACUAAGUGAAGGUCAACUUCUGGUAGUGCCACAAAACUUCGCAGUGUUGACACAAGCUGUAAAUGAAGAGUUCAGGUGGAUCUCCUUCAAGACCAGUGACAAUGCAUGGAGAAGUGCGCUUGCUGGAAGGAACUCGAUUAUGCGGGCAAUGCCAGAGGAGGUGUUGAUGAACUCAUAUCAGAUCUCAAGAGAAGAAGCAAGAAAUUUGAAGUACGACCAAGAGCAGAUGGAGGUGUUACGUCCAAGGUCACGGUCAUGGGGUCUUGAGUCUUCAGCUUAG